This is a messenger RNA of Stylonychia lemnae, 3051 nucleotides long. Lineage: Eukaryota; Ciliophora; Spirotrichea; Sporadotrichida; Oxytrichidae. The record is from the annotation of a GenBank genome assembly.
AUGGACAACAAUAAGAAAAAGAAGUCUAAAAAUUUUGAAGCUUAUGAAGAUAGCGAUGAUGAUCUUUACAGUCCUGAAGAGUAGAAAAACUAUGGAAAAGGAAAAAAAUAAGCUCCAGGGAAACAAGUGUAAACAGCAUUGACUGCAAACCUUAAACCAGGUGCAAAAAAUACUCAAUAGCUUAAAAAGAAUCUAUUAGUUGAUGACUCUGAUGAAGAUGAUGAGAGAGGACUAAAUAACAAUUACUUACUAAAUAAGAUAAACGAUAGUUUUGAUAAAAAAUCAGCCUAUACAGACUUCAAAAGAUCAAAUAACAAAGAAUCAUAAGAUACCUUUUAAAAUCCGAAUAUCAAAAAGCCGCCCCUGUCUGAUGUUUCUUAAGGGUCAUCUAAUAAAGGAUUCAAGAAGACUUAAAAGAGAUAUGAAGAAAAUGAUUAUGAGGAUGACAGCGAAGAAGAUAGGCAUUAGUUCUUAAAGCCUAGUGUUAAUAACAAACAACCAGUUAAAAGCAUAUAAGGUAAGGCUAACCCACCUUCAAAAUAAGCAAGCUCUAAAGCCAAGAAUACAUUUGGCAGACCUUAAGAAUCAGAAGAAGAAAGCGAUGAGGAGAUUGAAUUUAAAGCGUUAGGGAAGAAUAACAAAAAAGGAGGAAACAAUAACCAAAAUAAGAAUUAGAACAUGAAGAAAGUAGCUAAGAAGUUUAGUGAUGAAGAGUAGGAGUAAGAUGAUGAAGAUGACGAUGAGAAAAAGAAACCUUUGAUUAAGAAUAAGCAGUAGCCACUUCAGCCAUAGAACAAAAAGUAAUAGUCAAAGAAAUAGGACUCCGAAUCUGAUGAGGAUGAAGAUGAUAAGAGUUCCAAGUAAUUUAGAGGUUAAACAUCUAAAAGCAGCAGAAAGGAAAGAGAACUAGAAAGUGUGGAAGAUAGAAAGCAAGCUGAGAUAAAGAAAACCAAGUAAAAGAACUUUGUAAAAAAAGAGCAUGAGUUUGACUUCAAUGAAGAUAUUAAUGAAAAAUCUCAAUAUCCUAUGCAUAUUGCCGAGUAUGGAGUUCCACUGAAUGAGCUGGAGGACAUUCAUGCAUACUACUCACUUCCUAGUAAAGCAAUUAAGAAAGAACAGAAAAACAGAAAAAAGCUUGCUAAGCAUCUUAGAAAUAAGAACUACUUCUACACAUCGAAAUGCUUUAUGUUGUUUCACUUCCUCCAAACAGCCAUGUUCUGGAUUGUUGCCACUGCUUUUCCAUUUUAUGCUGUAAUUGGAUGCAACGGUGGUCACAGUUGGACGAGUCAUAUAGCUAUUUUAACCUAUCUUGGACUCAAUUUGAUAUUUGACUUGGUAUUUGCAGCCUAGUACUACGAAAAGGAGAGUAUAAAGUACGAACUUUAAUAUAAUUAAGAGGUCAAUAAUGAGGCAAAGCUUAAAGCCUUAAAGAAGAGAAAGAGUUAUAGAAGAAAGCUUAUGGAUUCUGACGAGGAAUUGCACUCAAUGUAAGCUGAGUUUAGGAGCAGAGGUUCACAUAUGUUUGGUGUGUUUUUAUAGAUCUUGUUCGAAUUGACUAUGACUUAUAUUGGAUUGCUGAGAAUUUACUGUGAUUAUGCCUUCUUGUCAAUAGUAUCAAAAGAAAGGCUUAAUAUGUAUGCUUAUACUUCAGGCAUUUCACUUAUAUUCUUAGGAUUACCUAAACUAUAUGCAAUCAUUAUGAGUUUAGUAAUCAUGUUUGGAGGAGUAAAAGAAGAAAAUAAACUAAGGAAACAUGCUUUUAGAAUUCUUAUAUUCAACGAGUUUAGAGUGCAAGCUCUGAAUGUUGAGUAUGUUCAUCACUAAAAGAAUAAAAUAGAUUUGCUUUGGGGAUUCAUGAAAUUCAUAUUCCAAGAUUUUCCCUAGCUUUGCAUUCAAGUUUGGUAUCUGCUAGAAACUGAUUGCGGAAAGAAAAAUACUAACUCUAUAAUAGUCAUUGGCAUUAUACUUGCACUUAUCAACACCUAUUUUGGAUUCUUGUAUAGACUAAUAAAUGUAUUCUAUUCUGUAAAUAGACUCAACUCAAUAAAAAGAAGAGUUCAGAUAGUCAUCAACAAUAUUUUGCUGGCUACUUUUGGAUUCAGCAAUCUUAGAGGUAAAAUCCAUGCUAACAAAAAAAUUGAGUCAUUGGUAUUUUCAGGAGAAAACUAUGAAUACUUCUUUUUGAAUGAAAGAUCUGUAGUCAAAUUCUCCAAAUUAAUGGAGUAAUUCCCAAGCAAAGAGACAGUGUUCUUUGUUGAAGCCAAGCGAGUAAAGUUCAAGUCUGUUAGAGAGGCUAAGCUACUUUUUGUAGCAAUUGAUGCUAACUACCCUAAAAUGAGAUAUCUAACUCUUUAAGAGUGCAGUCUGUGCCAUAACUUUAUUUUACAGCUUAAAACCUUUAUCGAUGGAAACACCUCAAUGACUAGAAUAGCUUUUGUUUAGAAUCAAAUGUCUGAAAAAGACUGUUAUGAAGCCAUAGAAACAAGCAUUGAUCACCCAAACAUAGAAAUAAUCUAACUUGCUGAGACUUAAAUUGAACAAAAAAAGACAAAAAAAGAUAAGAAAAACCCACAAGAAUCUACAGAUUUCUCAGUAGUCAGCAGAGGUAUAUAGUAAAAAUUUGUAGCAAAUAAAACAUUGAGAGUAAUAGAGAUCAGAUAUCUAGCUCUAGACAAGUCCUUUGUUAACGCUAUUUUCUAAGGCAUUUAAAAUAAUGGGAUUUUAUAGGUCCUGACUCUUACUCACAAUGCUUUGAUCAAGGCAGAACAACAUGAGUUCGAUAAUUUAGCUGGUGCUCUACAGGAGAAUUAAAGCUUAUUAUGUUUCGAUUUCACCUAUAAUGAAAAUCUUGACGACAAUUUAAUCUAUCACAAGAAUAUCUCAGAUGCAAUUUUGGAAAAUAGAGAUACUAGACUGGUCAAGGUUCAUCUAACUUCAAAAUCUCUUGACGUAAAAUCCCACUAUCUUGAUGUCAUUGACUAGAAACAAGAUCUAUUGGUCUAUAUGAAUGAGAAAAUACUGGAAGAUGUGGACGUUCAAGAUUCUAAUUGA